AUGUACGAGAUAAAUUAUUACGAUGAAAAGUAUAUCGAAAUUUAUGCGCAUUAAAAUUUCUUGAAAAUUUUUCCUGAAGGUUAUACGUGGGGCACAAAGUUAUUCAAUUACACCAUUGAACAUAUGUAUCUAUAUAUAUAUAUGGCAUCAAAAUAAUACCUUAUGUUAAAGUUCUUGAAAAAUAACUUUCUUUCAGGGUGCGUAUAUGUAUGUACCUGUUAUUCACAGUAUUUUAGUAAAUAUCCACGGAAUGGAAACGGAAACUAUUAUGAAGGAUUGUCAUAAAUUUUACUAACGUUUGGUUAAUAUGACGUUCUGGUAUCGCUGACAUCGAAUGUGUUUUUCUCCCCGGUUAAUUUCAUUAAUCCAUUUUAUAGUACAGCAAAUUAUUCCAAAGUGGUGAUGGCUAAUCAUUAUGAAGUUCCCAAUUGGUACGUUUGGAAAAUCUUUAUUAAAAUGUUCCAAAUAGUUAACCGUUUUAUAGUUGAUGUACAAUGGUACCUGUAGAUGCAGAAAGUAUUAAAUACAUAGUACAUAGAUUAUGCUUUUCAGGGCUGGGAAGCCACCAGUUGGAUUACAUUUAGAUGUACUGAAGAAUGACAAAUUAAUCCAAGUAUGGCAGUAAUGCACUCAAUAAUUUAAGAAUUAUAUCUUCUUGCGGGUGUAGUAUUAAAUAUGUUAUUUUGUUACAGAAAUUAAUGGUGGAUGAAAAAAAGUGUUACUUAUUCGGCCGCAACCAACAAUUGAAUGACUUUUGUAUAGAUCAUGCUUCCUGUUCCCGUGUACAUGCUGCUCUUGUUUAUCAUAAACAUUUAAAUCGUGCAUUUCUUGUUGACUUGGGUAGUACACAUGGAACUUUUAUUGGUAAUCUUCGUUUGGAACCACAUAAACCUACGCAAUUACCAAUUGACAGUACAUUUCAUUUUGGAGCUUCUACCCGAUAUUAUAUCAUUAGAGAAAGGCCACAAACUGGUACUAGACCCAUUAUUGAGGAAUUAGAAAAACUGUCAGAGGAUACAGAUGCUGGUGGUUUAUUAGGUUUACCUGAAACAGAAACAGAACUUGAUAAUUUAACAGAAUUUAACACUGCUCAUAAUAGACGUAUAUCUAUGCUAGGAAUAACAGAUGAUGAAAUUCAUAAACCAACUAGAAAACGAAAAAAAAAAGGAAUUACUUUCAACGAUGAUGAAGAAGUAAUAAAUCCAGAAGAUGUUGAUCCGUCAGUCGGAAGAUUCCGUAAUCUUGUACAAACGACCGUCGUUCCCAGUAAAAGAAUGCGUAUGGAAGGAGGUUUAAUAUCUUUGUCAGAAGAUCACAAUCCUUUGAAACAUCUUCAACCCACAACAACUACACCUCAACUUUAUCAAGAUUUACCACCAGAACAGUUCACCCCAUCGUCGUUGUCUCUUAAUCCAUUCUCUAGUGCACUGUCUUCGUUAUCGUCUCGACUUGGUAUCGCGUUACCAAAUCCAGCACCUGAGGUAGAGAUGACACCCAAUCAAAUACAAACGGAAACGCCACAUGUACCAGAAAUACCAGGACCUACUGAUACACGGACAAUGGAACCAAAAAAGAAAAAAUACGCCAAAGAAGCUUGGCCUGGGAAAAAACCUAUUCCAACACUUUUGGUGUAAUAACAUGAAGGAAUUUAUUUUUAUCAGAUAGUUCUAUUAUUUGAGAUUUAAGAAUUAAGUUAUAUAAAAAUCUGUGCAUAAAUUACUCGUUUAAAGUUUCAGGAAUAUGUUUAGUUAACAUUACUAACUAACUGCAUUAGUAUCUUAAAACUUCAAUUAAAUUUAUUUUUACAUAACGUAACUAUAUAAAUGUAUUUUAAAUUCAUUCAUUCAUUCAAAUUUUUUUUCGCGGACAUAAAAAAGUUCUAAUUAAAAUUUCCUGUAAGAUAAAUAAACAUAAAUAAAUAGAGAUUACUUUAGCAUUAAGGAAAUGUAAAGUAAAUGUAAUGUUAAGAUGUCACAAAAACUUUUUUGUGACACAAUACUUUGUCACAAAAGUUAUCUUCGUUAAAUACAACCGGAAAAGUUUAUUGUAUUUACUUAUGAAUAAUGCACUUAUUAUAUUUACUUAUUACAUUUACUUAUGAAUAAUAUGAAUAUUGCUUACGUAAGAUAACAUAUAUUCUUUGCAAAUAAUAUCACGAUAAUAUCGUUGUCAGGGAAUUUUAAUUUUGUGAAAAUGACAAAUCAUUAUUUUCCACGUACUUAGUGCAAUAAUUAUACUAAUUUGGAAUUUUGAAUAAAUUCCGCAAACAAAGAAUGCAUUAUAAAUUUUGCGUGUUUUCCAAGUAAAAAAUAUUAUUUUUAGUAAAUAGAAAUUAAUGUAAUAAUAUACCAUUCAAAGUUAAUUGAGGGGUAUAUUUUUGUUUAUUUUAUUAAUAUAAUAUGAUUUUAUUUAUUUUAUAAAAAAAUACUUUUAUUAAAAAGAUACAAAAUAAAUAAAUAA
Molecule: messenger RNA, 2460 nt
Organism: Heterotrigona itama
Lineage: Eukaryota; Metazoa; Arthropoda; Insecta; Hymenoptera; Apidae
Source: the annotation of a GenBank genome assembly